AUGCGAACGGGCUCUGCCCUCUGCGCUGAAUGGUGGCUUCCUGCGGGAGGUUUUCACCGCAUCCCACACAACUUCCAUCGCAACGUGCCUCUUCUGCCCGGCAGCGCUUCAGUCCCUGGCCGCAGCCCGCGCCAGCCGUUCUCCACCCUAACCUCAUUUCCUACAGCCGAAGUCCGAAGCUCCGCGGCCGCCCUCGGCGCGUUCCCGCCAGCCGCCGAGCCGGGGAAAACGGAGGGCGGUCGAAGCGAGGACGCCGAGCAGAAGGGGCGGGCCGGGAGGCCUGGUACUGUGGCCCUCCGUGAAAUCAGGCGCUAUCAGAAGUCUACCGAACUUUUGAUCCGCAAACUUCCCUUCCAACGUCUGGUGCGUGAAAUUGCUCAGGACUUCAAAACAGAUCUGCGCUUCCAGAGCGCUGCUAUCGGUGCUUUGCAGGAGGCAAGUGAAGCCUACUUGGUUGGCCUGUUUGAAGAUACCAACCUGUGUGCUAUCCAUGCCAAACGUGUCACAAUCAUGCCAAAAGAUAUCCAGCUAGCACGCCGCAUUCGUGGGGAGCGUGCCUAAACUUCACCAUGAUGGGUUUGUCAUUCUCGAAGCAAAAUCUUCUUCCUGUUAUUGGUAGUAAUGAACGUUAGAUAUUUUUUCCAUGGGGUUAAAAGGUACCUAAGUAUAUGGUUGCAAAUGGAAAAAUAGGGGACAGAAUUGGGUAUUGGCAAGUUUUUUUCCAUUUUCAUUUGUGUGUGGAUUUUUAAUAUAAACGAGGGGACAAAACAUUUAAUGCGGUCAAAAAAAUGUCUGAGUGAACAAGUUUCAACAAUUCAACUUUAUAAAAAAAAAAAGAAAAAAAAGUAUAAAUAAGCCUGUCAAAUUUUUCUGGACAAUGCCAGCAUUUGGAUUUUUUUAAACAAGUAAAUUUCUUACCAAUGGCAACUAAAUGGUGUUUGUAGCAUUUUUAUCAUACAGUAGUUUCCAUCCAUUCACUAUACUUUUCUAACUGAGUUGUCCUACAUGCAAGUACAUGUUUUUAAUGUUGUCUGUCUUCUGUGCUGUUCCUGUAAGUUUGCUAUUAAAAUACAUUAAAUGAU
Messenger RNA from Meleagris gallopavo (turkey), 1082 nucleotides. Lineage: Eukaryota; Metazoa; Chordata; Aves; Galliformes; Phasianidae. The record is from RefSeq and is a predicted model, not a curated record.